Messenger RNA from Enterobius vermicularis (human pinworm), 213 nucleotides. The record is from the annotation of a GenBank genome assembly. Lineage: Eukaryota; Metazoa; Nematoda; Chromadorea; Rhabditida; Oxyuridae.
AUGGAAGUUACGGUGAAACGCAAAUAUACCAUUCGAAAGCUAAAAGAGCACCUCCUGGGAUUGACGGAAAUCCCUUUGGACACUCAAUAUUUAAUUUUCGGCAUAAAACACCUGGAUGACGAAAAGACGUUAGAUGACUACGCGCUAAGGGAUGGGUACACAAUUUACUUGACUCCCAGCUAUGUUGAAGUUCCCGAAAUGCCGAACCUUUAG